CUCUCUCUCUCUCUCUUUCAGGUGGCCAACCUUGCAUGUUCCAUCUCCAACAACGAGGAGGGUGUGAAGUUAGUGCGCAUGGCAGCUACACAGAUCGAUAGCCUGUGUCCUCAGGUAAUCAAUGCAGCCCUGACCUUGGCCGCACGCCCUCAAAGCAAGGUGGCUCAGGACAACAUGGAUGUUUUCAAGGACCAGUGGGAGAAGCAAGUACGCAUCCUGACUGAGGCCGUAGAUGACAUCACUUCCGUUGAUGACUUCCUGUCUGUUUCAGAGAACCACAUUCUGGAGGAUGUGAAUAAGUGUGUGAUCGCCCUGCAGGAGGGGGACGUGGACACACUGGACAGGACAGCAGGGGCGAUCCGGGGCCGAGCCGCUCGUGUGGUGCACAUUAUUAAUGCUGAGAUGGAGAACUAUGAACCUGGCGUUUACACUGAGCGUGUUCUCGAGUCCAUCAAGCUCCUCUCUGAAACUGUGAUGCCGCGCUUUGCAGAGCAGGUUGAGGUCGCCAUCGAGGCUCUUAGCACCAGCCCCCCGCAGCCAUUCGAGGAGAACGAGUUCAUCGACGCCUCUCGCCUCGUCUACGAUGGUGUGCGUGACAUCAGGAAAGCAGUCCUCAUGAUAAGAACUCCAGAAGAGCUUGAAGAUGACUCAGACUUUGAGCAAGAAGACUAUGACGCCCGUAGCCGCACCAGCGUCCAGACAGAAGAUGACCAACUUAUUGCUGGACAGAGCGCAAGGGCCAUCAUGGCUCAGCUGCCUCAGGAAGAGAAGGCCAAGAUUGCUGAACAGGUGGAGAGCUUCAGGCAGGAAAAGAGCAAACUGGACGCAGAGGUCGCCAAGUGGGACGACAAUGGAAAUGACAUCAUCGUGCUGGCCAAGCAGAUGUGUAUGAUCAUGAUGGAGAUGACUGACUUCACCAGGGGCAAAGGGCCUCUGAAGAAUUCUUCUGACGUGAUCAAUGCCGCAAAGAAAAUCGCAGAGGCCGGAUCCAGAAUGGACAAGCUUGCCCGUGCCGUGGCUGACCAGUGUCCGGACUCAGCCUGUAAGCAGGACUUAUUGGCGUACCUCCAGAGAAUCGCCCUCUACUGCCACCAGCUCAACAUCUGCAGCAAGGUCAAGGCUGAGGUUCAGAACCUGGGAGGAGAACUCAUUGUUUCAGGGCUGGACAGUGCUACAUCCCUCAUCCAGGCAGCCAAGAACUUGAUGAAUGCCGUGGUCCUCACGGUCAAGGCUUCCUACGUAGCUUCCACCAAGUACCAGAAGGUGUACGGCACGGCAGCAGUCAAUUCCCCAGUGGUUUCUUGGCGUAUGAAGGCCCCGGAGAAGAAACCCCUGGUGAAGAGAGAGAAACCGGAGGAGUGCCAGACCCGCGUCAGGCGAGGCUCGCAGAAGAAACACAUCUCCCCCGUCCAAGCCCUCAGCGAAUUCAAGGCCAUGGACUCCUUUUAACUCUGCACCACAGAUGCCCAAAACUCCUCCUCCUCUUCCUCUCUUGAUUUCUUCUCCUCUCCUUGUUACGGCUUAUUUUCUUGGAGCUGUAUCUUGUUCCAUGCAGCGACGUGUGUGUAUGUGCCCAGUAAAUGUCUGUGAGUUGGAGGGUUUGGCUACCCAUCCUCUUCGAACCAAAUUCCGCUGUAAAUGAGAAACAAACAAACUCAUGAAGCAGACGUUUACAGUGUGGGCUGCGGUACAAUUCAUGUGAUGUUCAUUCUCGCUGACUGGCCAUAUAUACACAGAGAUAUUAAAGAAUAUAAUCUAUGGUAUAGUAGUGUCAGCCCUAACCGAGGCAGAGGUGCUGCUUUCCUUCCUAAUAAUUUUUUUAUUAUUAUUAUUAUUAUUAUUAUUUAAAAUUAAUAUGACCCAUAGUAAUAGGAAUAACUUAUGUUGAGGCAUUUUCUUUCUUCUUCCCAGUUAUCCAUAUCGUGACCUGAUACACUAGUUUUUGCAUUUAAAAAUCCAUUUCUUUAAUUAUAUUACUGUAUCACUAACCAUGGCAGCCAGGUUUGCUAUAGUAUUACAUUUAGAAAAGGACUAGUUGUGUGGUUUGCUCAGAGACUAGUAGAAUCCUGCAUACCUUUAUAGUCCCGAUUCUCUAAUAAACCUUGCAACUGUG
Messenger RNA from Megalobrama amblycephala (Wuchang bream), 2113 nucleotides. Its product is annotated as catenin alpha-2. Gene Ontology annotation, biological process: cell-cell adhesion; cell migration. Gene Ontology annotation, molecular function: actin filament binding; beta-catenin binding; cadherin binding. The transcript has 9 exons. The coding region runs from base 79 to 1449 and encodes 456 amino acids. Lineage: Eukaryota; Metazoa; Chordata; Actinopteri; Cypriniformes; Xenocyprididae. The record is from RefSeq and is a predicted model, not a curated record. Gene Ontology annotation, cellular component: adherens junction; catenin complex.